AAUACCACACCACUCGACCGUGUAUGCUGGCAACGUUUAGUCAUAUCAUCCAUCCUCUCUCGCGCGUUCGGUUCGGUUUCGGUUGGAGCUCCGUCCAAGUGCCCAAAAACGAGAGCUGGUUGGUGUUUGGUUCUUCACAAAGUGUGUUGUUCAUUCACUGCUAGAGAAACACGGAGAGACACCGCAGCGCCGCCACAGCACAGCACAAGUCGCAGCAGAAAUGAGUUUAAAUGGAAAACAUUAAUGUGCAGACGUCCGCGGUCGGAUAGAUUUUGUGUUUGGAUUUUGGUUUUAUUCUGUUUCGGUUUCCGGUAGAACAAAAAAAACAGUGUGUUGUUAGUACCCCCCUCUCACAAGACAGAAAACGCCAAACGAAGCAGCAAAGUGUUAAUCGAAGGAGGCGCCGCGAAGUGAAACUUGCAAAAAGUGACAGUAGCGCCGCGCAAGCAAUCAAAGGGGAGUGUAUGGUGUGGUUGAAUGUGUAGAAAUUACGAAAAUAUUUCAAUAAUGGCGCACGGACUUCACGCAAUGAUAAAAAGUGAAAUUGGAUGCAGCAGCAGCGGCAAGCCACGUCCCGGAGGUGGCAGCAGCGCCUCGGGAGGGGCCGCCGGAAAGAUGGGCUCGCGGAGGAUCUUCACGCCACAGUUCAAGCUGCAGGUGCUGGACUCGUACCGGAACGACAGCGACUGCAAGGGCAACCAGAGGGCCACGGCCCGCAAGUACGGCAUCCACCGGAGACAGAUCCAGAAGUGGCUGCAGGUGGAGAACAACCUGCGGUCGGCGGCGGCCAACAGUGCCAACGGAGGGGGUGGAGCGGGCAGCAGUAGCGGAUCUGCAAUGAAAAUCAAUCUACUAAGCAAUAGUGGCAAUCAUCAUCCGCCACAGUUUCAGCUUCAUCCGCAGCUCCACCACCAUCACCACCACAUGCACCAUCAGAAUCUGAAUUCCAUUGAACUAAAAGUGCCUAUGGACUCAACCAGACACCGCGUCGCUCCGAACGCCAGCUCCAACAACAACAACAACAACGGCAAAGAGAGCAGCGCCAGCGGUGCUUGUAUAAUAUCGCCCGUUCCUCACACUCACACAGUGCCAACGGGAGCGGCAGCGCCGCCAUCGUUCUCACAUCCACACGAAACUUCGUCGUCGUCAGCAAGUCUAUCGGUACUUAACGGCAAGUCCGCGGCGGCGGUGGCGCUGGCAGCGAGCCAGCAAGUGCCGCGGCCAACUUUUUCACCUGUCUCCGGUGGCGAAUAUCCAGACCGGCUCCACCUGCUCGACCAAUACUACCACUACGCCCGGUACGCGAUCGAUUGCCCGAUCGAUCUUUCGCUGCCGCAGCAGUUCCGCGGUGGCAAAGUGGAGCAGCAAGCCCUGUCACCCUGCUCGACGGCCUCCUCGGUGUACUCGUCGCGGCCGCGAUCUGCCACGCCACCAGUUCAGGACCAGGCUCAGGAAAACGCCGCCGUUGAUCUGUCCUGCCGGAAGCGCAAGUCCAGCGAGGACUCGUCCGACGGAGCCAGUGCGCCCAAGUCGGUCAAGUUGUUCAAGCCGUACCUGCUUGACGAAAAGGAGGAAGACAAGGAGGACAAGGACUCCCAGAUCGAUUCGCCGCUCCCAAAGGAAGUCGGGAGGCAUGACUACCCGCCAAUCAUCUGGAACUUUCAUGCCCAGCAGCGCUACUACGAGAGCCUGUACGGUAGCGAGUACGGCUCCGGAACCCCGUACGGAUACCCACCCAGUCCACCGUACCCGGUGACACCGAUCCCGCGAACCCCCUUCUCAACCCUGUCCCCUUCCCCGCCGUCCAGUAGCUGGGCACCCCCGCAGGCGUCACCCGUUUCCGGUUACGACAGUUCUACCUCGAUCUCGUCCGUGUACAGCCACGAUGGCAACGAGGACACCGCCGGCUACAGCUACAGCCUCGAGCUGAAGCAGCAGGCCAUCGACAGCUACUACCACGACGUCAGCUGCCGCGGAGACUUCCGGGCCGUCGCCUCCAAGUUCAACAUCCAGCGCAAGUACGUCGAGAAGUGGCUCGCGCAAGAGGACCACCUCGGAGCAAGCAACAGCCAACCUCCACCGCCACCGCUACCUCAAGUCGUGGUCGGGUAAGCCAUACACACGCCUCUAAUCAGAAGAGAGUGCAGACAGAGUUUAGGAUUUCCGUUUGUUUUUAACAAUUUCGAGUUAGAGUAUAGACAGAGAGAUAUACGAUUUAGUCCUGUGAUGUUUUCGUGUUUAAAUUCUUUUUAUCUGGCGCGGUCGGUGUCAGAGUGUCUCGACCAUCUAAUGGUCGAGUUCUUCGUUUUCUUUUCACCCGCGGGGGUUCCGCCCGAUCCGCCGGUGUCCACAGGGACUUGUUAAGAAACAACUGAAAUGUGAUAUUUAUAACCUAUACAUAUGCGUAUCGUGUAAGUUUGUCAGGAUUAGUAGCUGCUAGGAACAAACAUAAGUGUAGAGAUUUGUACAAAACAGAACAUGGAACACAACACGCCCACUCGUCGUUCUCGAAAAGGUUCCCGAAAGCUGCCCGCGCCGCUUGCGGAGCAGGUCUCCAAAAGUUACUUGUUUUUCGGAAUUUUCUCCCGCCAAAUCACUUGCAAAGCAAUGAAUAUGCUAAUUUCCGGAGUUUGGGCCCGGUCGAACCCGUCGGUGUCCCCUCUAAUUAGCGUAACAAUUGCCUUUUUAUUAGCUCUCGGUGCUCUCGGCCGGUGUUAAGCCGAGCUGCUAAUCCUCUUCGGGCGGUCCGUCUCGACGGCUCUCACAGGUGUCGAAUGCCUCCGGCCUGGGCUCCGCCCUCCGAAAAAAAAAAGAUUCGAGUCGGGAUCGCAGGUAGAUCCUUGCCGUCGUCGUCUCACACACAGGUGCCAUAUAAGUUUAGCCAAGUGCAAAAUCGGGGGCUGGAAUCCCGAAGUAGAAAAAGCAAGUCGGAUUCGGACCUCCUCGCAGGGGGUCAUAAAACCGAGACACCUUUCCUAAAUUGCGGGCCCAGCAAUAAGCCGUCGGAAAUUCCCAUAAUUCCUUCGCAGUUCUUGUUGUUACUGACGGUCUCGACGCGAAACAGCAGGCUGUGCUGCGACAUUCAAAAUGGCGACCGGCCGAGUAGGCGUUGAGUGGGACGCCGCGCAAAACAAAAUGGCCGCGCCUUGCGUCAACGUUGUUGCAUCAACCUAAAAUUAGGCGAUUGAACAAUCGCGGGCGCAACUAGGAAAAACGUAAAGGUGGCCCCACUAAUUGCUCACCUGCGUUGUCGUCACUUUUAUUUUUUUGCUGCUGCGAGCGAAGACGACACUCGGGGCAACAACAAAAAAAUGUGAUCAACCGUCGCGUAUUUCGCGAACUUAAAUUGCGCCAAUCCAAUCCGCGAUGAUUUCAGCGUUAUUUUGAGCGCCCAAACGCGGCCAACAUUCGGGAACCUUUUCGAAGCGAAGCAAGGCGGGCGUGUUUGUGUUUGUUACAAAGUAUAUCAACUGAUCAAAAUAGUAACGGUUAUAUCAAUCCUGCAAAUACUAACUGAUUUGUGAAUAUCAAGUGCCUAAUUGCGAGUAAAACAUUUGUAACAUUAAUGCGAAAAAAGGGAAGAAAACAACAAAGUAAAUCAAGUGCCAAUACAACAAGCAAAACAGCUAAUAAUAUCGUUAGAACAGUAGCAAUGAAGGUUAAGUAAGCUAACAAAGUAGAGUUAAACACAAAACACACAUCAUCAGCAAUAAUGAAAACAAAACAAACAAAUCAAAACGGCGAACACCGGCGAAGCCGAUUGUUCUCUCUUCCACACAAAUACACAUACAAACAAAAAACACACAUUUCAGCUUAUUACUAGCGCGUGAGACUAAUUUAACAAAAAAGUAUACGAGCAAUCAUCAAAUUCGUUUAAUUGUGUAAAUAGAUUUGUUUGAUUCGUGAACGAAAGAUUUCUUUGUUCGAGCAAGCAAGCAAAACAAAUUGUCAUAUUUUCGCCUCUCCCCCCCUCAUAAUUGUCAUAACUUAUCUAGUUGACUAGUGCGCAUCCAAGUAGACAUACACACACAGACUUUAAAUUUCGCGUAAGGUUACUUGUACUAAUUAUUAUUAUAUUAUAUUAUUAUUAUCAUUAUUAAAUAUCUAUGAGUAUCGCUAUGGUUAGGUUUGUAGUAGGCGCGCCGCAGAGUAAGGUAGAGAGAGAGUUUUUGAAGGCAGUUAAAUAUUUGAUUUUAUUUGUUUUUGUGUAAAUAAUACAAUUGGAACGAAAUUUUCCCAAGCAGCCAUAUUUGAGAGAGAGUAAAUCAGAGAUAUCAAUUGGAACUAAUAUUGUAAGCCUCCUUGUUGAAGAGUGGUAGUGCAGAGUAGUUUAGGAGGAGAACAAUUGCAAGCAAAAAGUACGGAAAAAUCAUAUUGUAUUUUCUAUUAUAUUAUACACGUGAAAGAAAGUUUUUAUUUGAGCCCCUAAAUAAAGAUGCGAAAUAUAUCUACAUUAUGAUAGUUGUAAAAACAUUAUCAUAAAUGAUUAUAAAACGAA
Molecule: messenger RNA, 4498 nt
Organism: Culex quinquefasciatus (southern house mosquito)
Lineage: Eukaryota; Metazoa; Arthropoda; Insecta; Diptera; Culicidae
Exons: 1
Coding region: 478-2112 (544 amino acids)
Source: RefSeq, a predicted model, not a curated record